AUGCCCAUGGACAUGUUCAAGGCCACCAACAUGACGUCCAUGUGCGACCAGUGCCGCGCCUUCUUGCAGACGUACUGCGGGCCCGAUCCGAGCUGCCGACAGCUCAUGACCGACUUCCAGCGCAAUAUGAACCAAACGAUCCUCAGCAUGACCAAAGCCGGCAACGGAAGCUUCGUCGACGUCUCGGGUCUCAUCGCGCGCAGCGUGCCGGCGUCGACAUCGUCGCUUGCAGCGUCCGUCUUUGGGCUCUACCACUCGUGCCUCGCGCAAUACCAGUGUUCGCUCGUGCAGAUGCCACCCGGUGCGUCUGACGCGCCUGUCCUUGUCGCGAGCAACGAAACGCACGUGGUGACGAUCCGCAACACAUCGGCCAGCUUUUCUCUCACAUUGGCGUACCCGGCACUCAAUGUGACCAUGGCCAUCCGCAGUUCCAUGUCGCCAAGCGAUAUCCAGUUUGGGCUGGCGUCGCAGUGGAGUGCAUCGAUGCCGCCAAAGGCGUCCCUCGACUGCGCCGACAUAUGUUUCUUGACAUUGACGUUUCCGUACUCGAUUUUGCCGCUGUCACCCGCCGUUGUCGCCGUGAACGGCGCCACUGUCUCCAUCGACAAGUCGCACACUGCGCUGCAAACCCUCAAGGUCGUCCGUGUGGAUAUGGCACCGGCGAUGAACCCGACGAUUGUUCAGAGCCCGACGUGCAAGCGCUGUAUGGAGUACAUUGACAGCUGCUACAACAGUCCUUCUGGCUGUGCGAGCGUGCUCCUAUGUGCGAGCGCAGACAACGGGACACAGACGGUGCUCAACGGGUCCUUCGACGUGGCGUCCACCGGGCUCUACGCGACGCGAAGUGUCAACGUCUCGUCGUGCUUUACGAAUGUGACGCUGGCGAGGGCGGCCCCGUACCUCACAGCGACGAGUUGCUUUGCACUCAACAUGUGCCCUCAGAACGCGACGCUGCGUCAGAUCCUAGCCGAUCGAAGUCUCGUGGCCGUGUUGACUCCUGGCAUGCAGAUGUUUGUUGUCUCGGGCGCCCUCACGGCGUCGGUGAGCCUCGAGUUCAGCCUCCUCGGCGCCUACCUCGGCAAGAUAGAGUACCUCUCACUCUACUCGUCGCCGUUCGUGCUCACGAGCCAGCUCCAAGCGAUGUUGGCAGCGUGGGGUGGGGUCUCUCUCUCGACCUUUCAAGCCACCAAUGCGUCGUGGUACAUUCAAAUUUCGUACAACAACUACGUCGGACCGCUGCCGACGGUCACGAUCACCUCGUCCGCGUCGGCCACGACGUCUCUUGUUAGUGCGCAGAGCCCGUUGCCAGCGUACCAAGUCGUGCCGCUCAGUGCGGUCAAGUUUGGGUUCCCGUACCAAGCCAAUGCCAGGGUGCCAACAGCGGCCCCGAUUCCUACGUCGCCGGCGCCAUUGCCCAUGUACGGUACCAUCAUGUUCCCGUCGGCGAGCCAAGCAAACAACACCGCGGCGAUGAAUGCGACGACACCGGCCAUGGCCACUGUCUGCGACGAGUGCCAAACGUACUUGCGCGCUAACUGCCUCUCAGACUCCAACUGCACAUCGCUUCUCAUGAGUUUCCGGGCGGCCAUCAACGCCAACGUAUCCUCGCUGCUUGCCAAUGGCUCGCUCAUGUCGGCGCCGGUGCCGAUUGCUUCGGUGCUUUCGGGACCUCAAACGAUGUUUGCGACCACGUCGCUCAAGUCGAUGACACCAUUUGCGCUCUACUUCUCGUGCAUGAGCAACUACCAGUGCGCACUCAACACGACAAUGGUCAACGGAACGCUAAAGAACGUGGUCCUCUCGACGACGCCCGAAGUCCACGUCGUUACUGUGCCCAACACGACCGUGACCUUCAACACAACCAUCUCGUACCCAUCGCUCAACGUCUCGCUGGUCGUGACAAACAACGCGUCAAGCGGGCUCAAUGACGCGCUCCAGUCAGUCUGGGGCGUCUCGCUAACGCCCACCGCUGUGCUCGCUUGCGAACUCACGUGCAACGUCACGCUGACAUUCCCCAACCUUGCGAUUCCGCUGCCAUUGCCGAUAGUCACGUCGUCGUUCGCGACGGCCGCCGCGAUGCGCGCCGUGCUCGGCAACCAGACGCUGACGCUGUUGCCGACGACGAUGAUCACCAACACCGCCCUCGUGCUCAGCGCAACGUGCAGUGCAUGCGUGUCGCAGUUUAGCGCAUGCGCUGCCAACGCGGCGUGUGCCAACAUACUGAGCUGCUGGCGCACGAAUGCAUCGAUUGCGUCGACCCUCAACGCUCUCCAAGCGACACCACAGUUGUUGUCGGUGAACGCGACGGCCAAUGCGACCCUCUGUUUUGCCAACCAAACCUUUGCGAGCGCGAGUCUCUUUGCCGCCGCGACGAGCUGCCUCCUCCAGAACAAGUGCCCUGUCGCUGCCGACUUGAGUCUCGCGGCCAACGUCACGUCCAUCUUGGCCAACCGCAUGAUUGUUCCAACGGCGACGCCAGCGGUCCAAACGAUCUUCUUGGACACGACCAACAAUGUGACUUUGCAGCUGAGUCUCUUUGGCUCGAGCGUUGGCAGCGUGCCCAAUGUGGCAUUUUCAUCGGCAUUGAUGGUACAGUCGACUGUGCAGGCGCUACUCUGGGGCCUCGGCCAAGUGAACGCCACGUACGUGAUGACGACCCCGACCUCGUGGGCUCUCACGCUCUCGUACACGAACUACAUUGCGCCGCUACCGAUCAUCACAGUCGUUGGCGCGACCCAAAAUAUAUCGUCCGUGCCACCGAGCUGGCUGUACAAAGUCGUCCCGUUCAACGUCACCGCGUUUGGCUUUCCGUACACGACCAAUAGCGCGGCUGUCUCGGCGCCGGCCAUGCCGCUGAACGCCAAGUGCCAAGGCUGCGCGUCACUCGCCGCCCAGUGCGCCAUGUCGGCGGCGUGCGCGUCGAUCGUCUCGUGCGUCUCGGAUUCGGUGACCGCCAACUUUACUACGGCGCUCGCGGCAGCCGCUUUGUGGUCGCCGAUCGAGUACACGUCCGUGGUCGCGAGCUGCACGGCCAACGUCGCGUACUCUGCGUGGUAUUUAUACGCGCAGGUGAUGACGUGCAACGACGUCAACGUGUGUCCGCUGCUGUCCACGACCGCGUCGGUCGCCGCAGGGCGAAUGCUCACACCGUACUCGUCGAGCACGAAGCAACGCAUCGAAGUGAACGCGACAGCCGGUGCCGUUCUGAACGUCAAGUUUGCGAUCGGGUCGACGUACAUCGGUGCGCUCCUCAACAUGACGUCGGACACGGCAGGAUCCAUGACGGCGGCCGAUUUGACGCGGCAACUGCAGAUGAUGUUUGCCGGUAUCGCUACGGUGAAUACCAUGACGUGGGUGGACACCAGCAGGGGGACGUGGUACAUUGCCAUCGCGUUUCUCACUUACUAUGGCCCGCCGCCGACGCUUACUGUCUAUGGCUCCUACAACGCGACGCAAGUACUCCUCGAAGAAUCGCGCCACUUUGUACAAGUCGUGCCUUACGAUGCACUGUCCUACUACCCGUACUAGACCCGCCGCCAAUACAUUACUACUGUAGUACUGGUCUGCGUUCAAUCAGAUAUACAUUGGAAACGUUUGCCAAGAGUUGCCUCCUUGUGUUUGUGCCACCGCUGCUUGCAGCACUUGGCGAACU
Molecule: messenger RNA, 3652 nt
Organism: Saprolegnia diclina VS20
Lineage: Eukaryota; Oomycota; Saprolegniomycetes; Saprolegniales; Saprolegniaceae
Exons: 6
Coding region: 1-3528 (1175 amino acids)
Source: RefSeq, a predicted model, not a curated record